AUGGGAAAGCCAAAAACACUUGAUUCAUUCUUUAAGAAAAAAGAUGGGAGUCAAUCAGAAGUUAGUACUUGUACACAUUUAGAGAGACCUUUAGCAACGGAUCUCGAGGCUUUAGUGACUAAUGAGCGUCCCUCCAAAUGUCCACGAAUUCAACCUGAAGAAAUGAAUGCUACCUUUUUGGAACGUGAUCCAGGAUUACGUCCGCAAAUAUGGGAAUUCCCUGUUAACUUACAAGAUGACAUUCGACGUGCUUAUAUUAGAGCCAAACCAUGUCAACCCAAGCUUUCGGAAUAUCCAUAUUCAGGAAUGGGUAAUAAUCGUCGCCGAUUUCAAGCCUCUUGGUUUGAUACAUACUCAACUUGGUCGGAGUACUCAAAAUCAAAGGAUGCUAUAUUUUGUCUUCCAUGCUAUGUUUUUGCUAAGAAACCAACAGGUCGUCCAGGAUCAGAUGCAUUUACAGGGAAAUGUUUUAACAAUUGGAAAAAGGCAAGCGAUGAGAUGAAUAGUUCUUUAAUGAGACAUGUGGGGAAAGAUCCAAAUUCACCACAUAAUAUUGCCGUGAAAUGUUGUGAGGAUCUAAUGAAUCAGUCAGGGCAUAUUGACAAGAUAGUUGAAAAGCAAACAUUACAAGAAACAAAGAAUAAUCAGUUGCGGCUCAAAACCUCUAUAGAUAGUGUUAAAUGGCUUACAUUCCAAGCAUGUCCCUUUAGAGGUCACGAUGAAAGUUCUGGCUCGAAAAAUCAAGGUAACUUCAUUGAAUUGGUAAAGCUCCUAGAAAGCUAUAAUGACGAUGUUGCUGGACUUGUCUUGGAAAAUGCUCCAAAAAAUGCCAAAUAUACAUCACCCAAAAUUCAAAAGGAAAUCCUAUAUAUCAUUGCAAAUAAAGUGCGGGAUGCGAUUAGAAAAGAAAUUGGGGAUGCCAAAUUUUGCAUUCUCGUUGAUGAAGCUCGGGAUGAAUAA
Molecule: messenger RNA, 960 nt
Organism: Corylus avellana
Lineage: Eukaryota; Viridiplantae; Streptophyta; Magnoliopsida; Fagales; Betulaceae
Source: RefSeq, a predicted model, not a curated record